GCCCAAUCUCCGACGCCCCUGGAUCCAUAGUUGUUGGCUGCGCCUGCGCAGCUGCGCCUGCCGCAGGCUUUUGAAACAUGAAUCCUUCACUCAUCCUGACUGCCCUUUGCUUGGGAAUAGCCUCAGCGGCUUCAAAACUUGAUCUCAUUUUAAAUGCACAAUGGAAAUUGUGGAAGGCAACACACAGGAAACUAUAUGGCUUGAAUGAAGAAGGAUGGAGGAGAACAGUGUGGGAGAAGAAUAUGAAAAUGAUUGACCUGCACAAUCAGGAACACAGCCAAGGGAAACAUGGCUUCACCAUGGCAAUGAAUGCCUUUGGUGACAUGACCAGUGAAGAAUUCAGGCAGGUGAUGAAUGGUCUUCGAAACCAGAAGCGCAAGAAGGGGAAAGUGUUCCCAGUACCCGUCUUUGGUUUGAUUCCCUCAUCCAUGGACUGGAGAGAGAAAGGCUAUGUAACUCCUGUGAAGAAUCAGGGUAUGUGUGGUUCUUGUUGGGCUUUUAGUGCAACUGGUGCCCUUGAAGGACAGAUGUUCCGGAAAACUGGCAAACUUAUUUCACUGAGUGAGCAGAACCUGGUGGACUGCUCUCGGCCUCAAGGCAAUGAGGGUUGCAAUGGUGGCCUGAUGGAUAAUGCCUUCCAGUAUGUUAAGGACAACGGAGGCCUGGACUCAGAGGAAUCCUAUCCAUAUUUUGGAAAGGAUGAAUCCUGCCACUACAGACCCCAGAGUUCUGCUGCCAACGACACUGGUUUCGUGGACAUUCCUAAGCAAGAGAAGGCCCUUAUGAAGGCAGUGGCAACUGUGGGCCCCAUCUCUGUUGCUAUAGAUGCAAGCCAUCCAACCUUCCAGUUCUAUAAAGCAGGCAUUUAUUAUGACCCACACUGCAGCAGUGAAGACCUGGAUCAUGGUGUUCUGGCGGUUGGCUAUGGGUUUGAAGGAGCAGACUCAGAUAACAAUAAAUACUGGCUUGUCAAGAACAGUUCCGUGAGAGGUUUGGAGACUGAAGUUAUUUACACAUUUAGAACUCAACCAGGAACAAGAACAACUGCCUUUCUUGCUUCUUUCUGAGUCUGUCCUGACCUCUGGGGCACUGUUUAAGUGUUAAUAAAGAUAAGUGUGUUUGAUUCUUUGUAUAAAAUGGAAAACCCUCUCUUCUUUUAGCUGGGGUGAAGAUUGGGGCAUGGACGGCUACAUAAAGAUGGCCAAAGACCGGGACAACAACUGUGGAAUCGCCACCAUGGCCAGUUAUCCUACUGUCUAAACCUCAAAGGCAGGAUUGAGAACAGAACAUCCAGAGGAAGAAUUUUCUUUAAAACUAACCAGACCUUAUUGUGUGGGAUGAAACACUUGAAUCGUUGAAGAUCCAAGUUGUGAUUUGAAUUCUGUGACAUUUUAUGCUGGUGAAAUGUUACCACUCCUUUAAUACUAUUGUAAAUAGGUUUGUAUGAUCGACUUGCCUCAAGAAUUUUCAUGUUUUAAAAGGAUG
Messenger RNA from Globicephala melas (long-finned pilot whale), 1485 nucleotides. RefSeq names its product cathepsin L (gene CTSL). Gene Ontology annotation, molecular function: cysteine-type endopeptidase activity; cysteine-type endopeptidase activator activity involved in apoptotic process. Lineage: Eukaryota; Metazoa; Chordata; Mammalia; Artiodactyla; Delphinidae. Gene Ontology annotation, biological process: positive regulation of peptidase activity; positive regulation of apoptotic signaling pathway; immune response. Gene Ontology annotation, cellular component: lysosome. The record is from RefSeq and is a predicted model, not a curated record.